Bradysia coprophila is the source of this 4923-nucleotide messenger RNA. RefSeq names its product UDP-glucose-glycoprotein glucosyltransferase (gene Uggt). Gene Ontology annotation, molecular function: UDP-glucose:glycoprotein glucosyltransferase activity. Gene Ontology annotation, cellular component: endoplasmic reticulum. NCBI's taxonomy places the organism in Eukaryota, Metazoa, Arthropoda, Insecta, Diptera, Sciaridae. Gene Ontology annotation, biological process: ERAD pathway. The record is from RefSeq and is a predicted model, not a curated record.
GUCACAACUGUCACUGUGUGUGGCUUAAUUUGAUUGGUAGUUUGUUUGGAUUCUGCAGAAAAUUGCAAUAAAAACGUAAAAGCGCCAGGAAAUAAAUAAAUUUGACUGAAAAUUUUAUUGGCAUACAUUUGCCAGUCACUUGGCUCAUCAAUUCCGAGUACAUAAUGUGCGUUUUAAGUUAUGAUCCUUGAUCUAUUGUCCGUUGAAAUAACAGUGAGGUUACGUUAGAAAACCAAUUAGAUUUAUAGUUGUGAUUGCCAGCAGUACAAAGUUAUAAGACAUCAUUCCACGAAACAUGAAGUUGCUGUUGACAAUUUUAUUCGUCAGUUGUUCGUUCCGUUCGAUCCUUUGUUCGAAAAGCCAUCCCAUUACCACUUUACUCAAUGCAAAAUGGUCUGUCACACCAGUUUCACUGGAAGUUGCCGAAUAUUUAUUCGACGAAAAUCCAGCCCUGUUCUGGGAUUACGUGGACCAGUUGAACGGUUUGGAAACGCCGCUCUACAAAAUCGAUGGUGACUCCAAACUGUACAAAUCUGCCAUCAAAGCGGCCGAGAAGCUAAUCGGUCCCACCUAUUUACCGUUGCUGAAACUAUCGUUAUCGAUGCAUACCACAUCACCGCGCAUUCAGGCUCACUUUCAAAUAGCCAACGAUGUUAUUGCACACGGAGAUUGUAACACCGGAACGUUCGUGACGAUUGGCAAUCGGGUGGCAUGCAAUAUGAACGAAUUGAAAAAGGGACUGGAACGCGUUGAGGCGACCAGUGAUAGUGAUGAAGAGAUCUACAGUUUCGAUCACAUUUACCCAGGCAGCGAAAAUAAUUCGGUGACAACCGUUUUGUACAGUCAAAUCGGCACCGAAGACUUCAAACAAUUCCAUGAGUAUCUGAAGAAGGAAGCAAUGAACGGCAAGGUCAAGUACGUGUGCCGACAUUUCGUCAAAAAUCUGACGAAAGAAAAGGUUAGACUGUCUGGCUACGGUGUCGAAUUGCACUUAAAAUCCACCGAGUACAAAAGUCAGGACGAUUCACCUCGGGUGGACGAUGCGACCGAGCAACCAAGUGAUGUUGAUAUGGAAGUUGAUGGGUUUGACUUCAAACGACUUAAGGAACGGUAUGCAUCAUUGGCGCACUCUCUCGAUCGUUUUCGCGUUUCACUUUCCGAAAAGAGUGACGAGAUCGCGCUGCUGAAAGCUUGGGAAUUCCAGGAGUUGGGACUACAAGCAGCCGAAAGAGUAGCUGCUAUCCAAGGCGAAGAGGCAUUGCAAAUUCUUCAGUUUACAUCGCAAAAUUUUCCUACUCAGGCAAAAACUCUGCUACACCAGCAAGUCUCUGAAGAUUUCCGGAAAGAAAUGAAACAUAACAUCGAUGUGCUGGGUCGCACUUUAAAUUUACAGCCACCGGAUGCCGCUCUAUUCAUCAACGGUUUGUUUUUCGAUGCUGAAACGUUGGAAAUCGGUGCGCUGCACGAAACAUUACGCAGCGAGUUGCGAGUAUUGAACGGACUGUACAAUUUGAACAUCGAAGGAAAACUAGCUUCCGACCUACUGGCUCUGGAUCUAUCUUCGUCCGGCGGCAAAGAGUUCGCCAUCGAUAUUCGAGACUCGGCCAUCAUGUGGAUUAACGAUUUGGAAAAUGAUAAGCAGUACAGACGAUGGCCGGACAGUAUAAUGGAUUUGUUGCGACCAUCGUUCCCCGGAAUGUUACGCAACGUGCGCAAAAAUCUGUUCAAUUUGGUGCUGUUGGUGGAUCCAAUCACACCGGAAAGUCGUGGCCUCAUUAAAUUGGCCGAAAGUUUUGUCAUUCACUUGGCGCCAGUGAGAUUGGGUCUAGUUUUCGAUAGUCGGAAUGCGGCUGCCGAUCAGGAAGGAGAUUACAGGAGCAUUCUCUGCGCGUUCAAUUAUGUUACACAGCAGAAAUCAGGUCGCGAUGCACUGGGUUUCUUGACUGACGUUUUUGCUUCCAUCCAAUCGAACGAGGACAUAACCAGCAAAACCGUUCACAGUGAAUUGAAACGAUUGUUCUCCAAGCUGUCCGCCAAAGAGAUCGAUGAUAUUUUGGGCGAAGACUCGGACUUUGAUUAUGGCCGACAGAUAUCAUCCGAAUUCCUAGAUCGUUUGGGCUUCAAAUCGUCGCCACAAGCAUUGAUCAACGGUGUACCACUGCAACAGUCUCAACUGAACACCGACGAUUUUGAGGAGACCAUUUUGACGGAAAUAAUGCAACAAACGCCCAACAUUCAGAAAGCAGUUUACAAAGGCGAUCUAUCGGACAGCGACAAUGUGUUAGACUACUUGAUGGAUAUGCCGCAUAUAAUGCCCAGGCUGAAUCAACGCAUUCUGAAAACGGAGGAGCCAACAUUUUUAGAUGUGUCCGGUAAUGCUCACAAUGAUCUCAGUAACGUGAAGAGUUUGGCUCAACUCUCCCACAGAGACAUGACUGCAACGCUUAUGUCGAACAUAAAGUACUUCUACAGCAAGCACACUCCGGAGAAGUUGAAUGGGAAUUCCGUGUAUUUCUUGACUCUAUGGGUGGUCGGUGAUCUGGAGACUGAAGUCGGAGCUCAAAUGCUUAAAAAUGCUCUGACGUACAUGAAAUCGUCGGGAGGACUUCGUGUCGCUUUCAUUCCGAACACUGAGGGUGCGUCGGUGUCCAGCAAAGACAAUCUGAAUCGUUUGGUUUUGGCCGCAUCGCAAUCGCUCGAUGGUAUCGAAGCCACUAAUGUGGUGCUCAAAUGGUUGGAGAACCGGCAAACCAAAACCAAAGACAUACCAAAGCCAGUCAAGGAUUUACUUUCCGCCACCGAAUUACAUUUGAAAAUGUUGCGCGUUUACUGUGCUCGAGUUCUGAAAUUGAAGACAUCCGAGAAUGCUGUGAUAUCCAAUGGUAAUGUGAUUGGACCGUUGGACGAAAAUGAAGUGUUUACCACCGACGAUUAUGGAUUAAUCGAGCGGUUUGGCAGCCAUUCGUACAGUGACAAAAUCAAGAAAAUGUUACAGACCAGCACCGACGAGGAUUUAAACGUCGACAGUGAUGUCAUUCUGAAAUUGUUCACGAUUCUGGUGCCACGUCAGCAGUCAAGAACACGAUUCGCCAUACCGACUGACCUUCAAGACCAUUACACUGCAGUCAAAUUACCACAUAAGUCGGCCAAUGUUCCGUUCUUCGAGAUAUUCGCUGUGCUCGAUCCUGCAUCUCGAGGUGCUCAAAAGCUGGCUCCAAUUCUGAUUUUGUUGCGUAACAUCGUUAACUGUAAUAUGAGGGUGCUACUAUGUGCCGUGGAUAAGCACAGUGAUAUGCCAGUGAAGAAUUUCUAUCGAUUUGUCAUCGAACCAGAACUUCAAUUUGGUCCAGAUGGUAAAUCCACACCUGGUCCUUAUGCAAAAUUCACUGGACUCCCAGCCGGUCCACUUCUAACACAAAAUCUGCAGGUACCAGAAAAUUGGUUAGUAGAAGUCGUCCGAUCCGUUUACGAUUUGGACAACAUUAAGCUGAUUGACAUCAAUGGUCCGGUACAUAGCGAAUACGAACUGGAACAUCUACUGUUGGAGGGACACUGUUUCGAUUCAACGUCGGGAGCACCACCGCGCGGACUACAGUUCACCUUGGGAACGAAAGAGACGCCAGUGGUGGUCGAUACCAUUGUUAUGGCGAAUUUGGGCUACUUCCAGUUGAAAGCCAAUCCCGGAGCGUGGACGUUGAAAUUGCGAGCAGGAAAAAGUGCCGAAAUUUACGAUGUUACCAGUGCUGAUGGACCGAAUACCAUUCAUGGCACCGAAGAGACAAGAGUCAUUAUCAGUUCGUUACGUUCACAUGUGCUAAAGAUUCGAGUUACAAAGAAACCCGGUCAAAUGAAUGCCGAUCUGUUGAGCGAUGAUAGUGAUGUACAGACUGGAAUAUGGGAUUCCAUAACGAGUUCUUUCGGUGGCAGCUCGGAUCCACAAACGCCUGAGGUGAUAAACAUUUUCUCAGUAGCUUCUGGUCAUUUGUACGAACGUCUUCUCCGGAUAAUGAUGUUGUCAUUGCUCAAGCACACAGCGUCACCGGUCAAAUUUUGGUUCUUGAAAAAUUAUCUUUCGCCGCAAUUCGUUGACUUUCUGCCGCACAUGGCUUCCGAAUACAAUUUCCAGUACGAAUUGGUCCAAUACAAGUGGCCGCGAUGGUUACACCAACAGACCGAGAAGCAGAGGACCAUUUGGGGAUAUAAGAUUCUGUUCCUCGACGUCCUCUUUCCACUGGACGUGAAAAAAAUCAUUUUCGUUGAUGCUGAUGCGAUCGUCCGGGCUGAUAUUAAAGAAUUGAAUGAUCUAGACUUGAAUAAUGCACCGUACGCAUACACUCCGUUCUGCGAUUCCCGUAAGGAGAUGGAAGGAUUUCGGUUUUGGAAACAAGGCUACUGGCGCAACCAUUUGCAGGGCAGAAAGUAUCACAUUUCAGCGUUGUAUGUGGUCGAUUUGAAGAGAUUUAGAAAGGUGGCGGCUGGCGAUCGUUUGCGUGGACAAUAUCAGGCACUCAGCCAAGAUCCGAACAGUUUAUCGAAUUUAGACCAGGAUCUGCCCAACAAUAUGAUCCAUCAAGUUGCCAUAAAAUCGCUUCCACAAGAAUGGUUGUGGUGUCAGACGUGGUGCAAUGACGAAGGCUUAUCAACGGCAAAGACAAUCGAUUUGUGCAACAAUCCGUUGACCAAAGAGGCGAAACUGACGGCCGCACAGAGAAUCGUACCCGAGUGGAAGGACUACGAUCAGGAAAUAAAGAAUUUGUUGAUUAAGGUCGAACUGGGCGAGGUGGAACAUGAGGAGGAGCUGAACGAAACGGCAAAAGAUGGGGCUGAGAAAAAAGAGAUACAUUCUGAAUUGUGAUGACUGUAGGUGUUGUAGGAAAUGUUGUAAAUUUUUUUUAAGAAAUAAAAUCCACCUUUGAAACGAAU